UGCAAGCUAAGGUACCAGCCAAGCUACUCGACUCCUGAUCAAAUUCUGUUACCAAUGCAAUCCUGGAAGAGUGUCGCACGGGGACAAGACCUGAGAAGGCUCGCCGAACGCGCCAAGCCGCGUUUCCAUGUUCCAGGUGACUAAACAACUCGCAGAAAGGCCUCAUGACUCCGCUUUUCGUGGCAGCCUUCGACUACUAUCCCCUCGAAGCUCUGCGAAUUUGGAACGAAUGCCCGGCCUAUAAAGACCGCUAGUUUCUCGCCCCGUAUUCACCAGUCUGGUAGCGCGUACUAGGGUAGACCAGCACCAGAUAGACAAGAUGAUGCGUCCCCUCCUGUCUCUCCUCUCGCUCCUGGCCUCCUUUGCCUAUGCGGCGCCCGCUGCGCCCGACGCUCCAGGGUGGCAGUUCACCCUCAAGGGUAACUCCGGUAUUGUUGCACUCGAGGCCAUCGUCGUCAACCCGACGCUUGUCCUACUAUUCGACCGUGCGCAGAACGAUCCUCUCCAGAUCGACGAUCAUCCGGCAUGGGGCGGGCUCUGGAACCUCGAGCACAACAACAUCACCGCUCUUGAGGUUGUCACCAACUCGUGGUGCGCCAGCGGCGCUAUUCUCAGCAAUGGAACCAUGGCUAGCAUCGGUGGGGAUCCAACUGGAUUUCCCGGAAACCCCGUCAUCAAGCCUGGGAACCAGGCCAUCCGUCUUUUCGAGCCGUGCACGUCGCCAGUCGGCGAAGGCUGCACUGUUAUCGAGGACCCGAACCUCGUCCUCAUUGAGAAGCGGUGGUACCCAUCCGCGACGCGGAUAUUCGACGGCAGUCUCUUGAUUGUGGGCGGCAUGCACGAGCAGGCGGCGUUCUACAAUACGGACCCUGCGGCCAGCUUCGAAUUCUUUCCUCGCAAGGAGCAGACUUCGCGCCCAUCUGCGUUCCUGGAACGCAGUCUUCCUGUCAAUCUCUUCCCUCGCAUCUUCGCGCUACCAGACGGCACUGUCUUCAUGGUGGCCAACAACCAGACUAUCAUCUACGACAUCGAGGCCGAUACCGAGACCAUCCUGCCAGACCUCCCCAACGGCAUCGCCGUCAACCCACCUUCAGACGGCUCCGCAAUCAUGCUUCCGCUCUCCCCGCCCGACUUCACCCCUGAGAUCCUCGUCUGUGGCGGCUCUGUCUUCGACCAGACCCUUACUUCCCACAACUUCACCGCACAGCACCCCGCAUCUUCGCAGUGCUCCCGGAUUACUGUCACCCCAGAGGGAAUCGCUAAGGGAUGGGAGGUUGAGCAGAUGCCAGAGGCGCGCGUCCUCCACGAACUCUUGCACCUGCCGAACGGUCAGAUCCUGCUGGUGAACGGCGCAUCGACUGGUUUCUCUGGCUGGAACUCCGUCAACGACACCGUCGGGAACUCGAACGCGGACAACGCGGCGCUCGUGCCUGCGCUCUACACGCCCUCCGCUGCCCUUGGACAGCGCUUCAGCAAUGCCGGGAUGCCGUCUUCGGGCAUACCGCGGAUGUACCACAGCACGGCGACGCUGACUCCCCAAGGCAACGUCUUCAUCGGGGGAAGCAAUCCGAACAACGGGAGCAACUUCACGACCGGAUUCGAGUUCCCGACCGAGCUGCGUAUCCAGACGCUCGACCCGCCGUUCAUGUCUAUGGAGAGGCCGAAGAUCCUGAGCGCACCGGAGAAGUUGAGCUUUGGGAAGAGGGUGAGCGUGCCGAUCUCGCUGCCGAACAGCUUGAACAGGCAGGAUGCGAACGUACAAGUCUCGCUCAUGGACCUCGGAUUCUCGACUCACGGAUUCCAGGUCGGCGCCCGUUUGGUGUUCAUGGACGCGACGAUCUCGAACAACGGCAAGACGCUCUCCUUCGUGACACCUCCAAAUGGACGUGUGUAUCCUCCAGGCCCGGCCACGAUCUUCCUGACCGUCGACGAUGUGAGCAGCGAGGGUGUGAUGGUGAUGAUGGGCAGCGGGAACCCUCCGCCGACUCUCGAGUGAUGUGAUUGUUGCUUCAAGUUGAAGUCGGUGAACAGGUCGUGUUCCGCAGGAAGAAUAGAUCGCAGUUCUUAACUAUCAUGUAUUUGUAGGCUUAUGAGGGCGAUAUAUGCGUGCGAUGUAUGAAUUG
This is a messenger RNA of Dichomitus squalens LYAD-421 SS1, 2123 nucleotides long. RefSeq names its product glyoxal oxidase precursor. The transcript has 5 exons. NCBI's taxonomy places the organism in Eukaryota, Fungi, Basidiomycota, Agaricomycetes, Polyporales, Polyporaceae. The coding region runs from base 320 to 1996 and encodes 558 amino acids. The record is from RefSeq and is a predicted model, not a curated record.